This is a messenger RNA of Trichobilharzia szidati, 3681 nucleotides long. NCBI's taxonomy places the organism in Eukaryota, Metazoa, Platyhelminthes, Trematoda, Strigeidida, Schistosomatidae. The record is from the annotation of a GenBank genome assembly.
AUGGCAUCUCCUGGUUUAAAAAGACGUACAUCCAACACAGAUCCACUAAAUUCUACGGUCACAACGAGUUAUAAUCCGGUCAGAGCAUUUUAUGAAUUACCUGAAGGUAAACCAACAGCUGCUCAAAUCGUGAAAGAAUCGAGAGACUGGCUACGUUCAGUUUCAACGUGUAGACCGUUUACACCAAAAGAUAAAACAAGGUCGUUAUUUGGUGUCACAUCACAGACAAGAACUAGGUACAGACCAUCUAGUUCUUUCAAAGUUACUGCAAACUGCUUUGAUCCUUAUGAAUCAACAGUUAAAUCCAGUAUCCAGUUGGAACCGAUCGACACAAAGAGCAAGAAUAUCCAAAAACAACCAAAAUGCAGUAAAUCAGAGAUAAGUGCUUCCCUAAAGAAAAGUUCCAAGAAACAGGACGAUCGAAUUCGUGAUUAUAAUAUAGCCUCUCAGUGUCCAUCGCUUGGGUUAACGGAUGAGUCUACUUCAACUGGUGGUCGUAAAAGUUCACCUCGUUUGGAACUUAUUGGUACACAGACACGUCUUAUCUCCCCUAUUAAUGUUAAACGCCCAGCAUAUCUAAGUGUCAAAACAGAUGGAAGCAACAUUCCUAAAUUCUCCAAUACUAACGUUGUUGAAUCGCCAAGGAUAUCAAACACUCCACAAUAUUUAGCAAACAAGCUUGAGGAAGGAAAUAAGAUAAAAGGUAUAUCUUCGAAAAUCAGUCCUGUCCUACCCAAUAAAUAUUCUUGUACCACUAAAACAAAUAUGAAAGCAUCGACAAACAGCUUUUGUCGUAGUCCUUCACAGGUGUCCACACUUUCCUCAUUGGAUGAUAAUCAGUCACCGCGUCCAAACAGUCCAGCUGGUUUACACUUGUUACCAAAUAGAACAGCUUUUAUCGCUGAAGAGGAUAAAUAUCACUUGAGAUCUAAUGGUGUUCGAUCUGCUGUCAUUUCUACAAGCAUUAAAACGGAACUUACUAAAACACUUAUUGAUGAAAAUAAGCCUAAAUCCAGUGGUCCACAUACCAAACAUCAACGUCAAGUCAAUUAUAACAUCAAUAAAAUAAAUUUACCCGACAAAUUUCAAACGUCUGCUUCCGGUGACUCUGGACUGUCAUCUGGAACAGAGUUGGAUCAUCUAAUUUAUCAACUGAGUGAAUUGUCAUUUUCUCCGUCAUCAUCACCAAAUGUAGCACCAGUACUAUUAUCACCUCUAAAUAUACAAAAUCCUAGAACCCCUGAUCUAGAAAUACUAUUUGAAGACAAUAAAUCAGUCCAACCGUAUCACGAGCAUAAAGGAAAGAGUGAUGAAAUAAUUCCUUUAUCAAAAUGCACAGUACAACAGGAAGAUGAGAACGAUGAAGACCACUCAACAUUCAUUUUUAACAAACUGGAUGAAGAUAAGAUUAUAGAUUUAUUGAAUCGUAUCACCAGUUACAUAAGUGAAUUCGGUUUAGAAGGAAAUCAGAACUCGUCCAGCCGAUCAACGCUUCUGAAAUCCGUUUUCGAUCUAAUAAAUUAUCCUUCAUCAAGACUACAUUUAACCAUUGCAAAGCUGGUAUUUUCAAUGAAUGUGGUUGGCAGAAAUCUAUCGAAUAUUUGUAAAAUUGUAUACAGAGUAGCUAAAGAUCCUGACAACGACUACUUAUUUUUGGAAAACUCGGAUACACUCGAUACUUUAAUUGGAGCCAUGCAACUGUUAGAUGUACCUGUUUCAUCCAUAUCAUCUUCCUCAUCCACUCCAUGUCAGUCAUUCUACUCAUCUUUUACAUUGGAUAAUUUACUUCAGAAUUCAACAUUAUUUUGUUUAAAACUAGAGAGUUUGUUAUUUGUAACAGGAACAAUCAAAUUCCUUAUAAGUAAUGUCAAUUUUAUGGAAAAAUUUCAUUCUAUUCCAAAGUUUUUGCAAAAUCUAAUGAUUCUGCAUCAACAGAUAUUUGAAUUAUCACUCUAUUUAUGUAAUAAUGCAAAAUAUCAACAAUCGUUAUGUACUACUGAGAAGGAGGAUAAUUCUAAUGAUAGUAAUAAGGAAUAUGUGAAUACAUUUAUACAACAUUCAUACCAUAUUUUAAUGCAGGUUACAGAGAUUUUUUGUUAUCUGAGUUCCAUGGAUUCAUUCCGUCCAAAACUAAUGGUGCAUGACGGUAUACUGGAGCAUAUUGUAAAUUGUAUUAUCAGUUAUCACGAGUACAUCCGUAAACAAGUUACUGUAAAAGAUAUACAAAGUGUUACAGUAUUCAGUUUUUCAGAAUUUUAUACUGUUUACUUUAAUUGGAUAAGAUGUUUAUCUCAUUUAACUGAACAUGCAGAUGUUUGUCAUCAUUUAGAAAAUUGGUUAAUAUCUGUGAAAGACAACGUCAAUCUGUAUGCUAAUGAUAAGCACGAAAAUCCAUUAAACAUCUCCAAGACCGUAUUGACAAGAAUUACAACAUUGUGUCAGACGUUGAUGUAUUCAUUAUAUUUCUAUAAAGAAAAUGAGGACCUUGUUGUAAGAAUUGUCUAUGUACUUGGAAAUCUGGCUGCUAGAUGUGAACGUGCACGGGUUGCAAUUUUGCCUAAUCAAGAGUCAUUAUUAAAAUUGUGUGAAUUUUGCCGCCAGUAUAAUUCACCGAUACCUAGCAAAGCGACUGAUCAUUCUGCAACCGACGAGAAUUCAUGUGAGCCGAAGAAUGUUGAAAAGGGUUGGACCAUGCUCAGCGGUAGUAACAGUAACCUAUCAAGUGACUGCGCAACGGUUGCGUUGAAUAAAUCCAACCGUGUAGCAUAUACAUCACAAUACGAUAUCUUAGUGAAACUGUUAAGGAUUAUUGCUAACGUCACUAUUAGUGAUACUGUCGGAUUUCUAUGUACAACAAAUUUCGACUGUAUAAAUUUGAUCCUGGAAAUCACAGAGAAUCAACAUACGGGUGAACCAAAUGAAUUACUGCUCAAUUGUUUCGCUUGUUUAAACAAUUUAACUUAUUACAUCAAAAAUGAUUUAACCGAAGAAUCUGUCAUAAAACAGUGUGAAAUAGCUGAAAGUCUGUUACGGGCUAUGAAUAAAACCUCUGGUUAUCAAGACGAAUUUCUCGGUAUUAUACGUGUGUUUGGAAAUUUGACACGUCAUUCAACGAUAAGACAGUGGUUAAACUGCAAUUCCAAUCGUCUGUUACAGGUUACUGCUAGUAAUCGUGGUCCACUUGAUGAUAACGAUGAUGACAAAAAUUUAAAUGAGCUUGGUCAACAAAACGCCUUCCUCUAUCUACUUAUCCAGGCAUUAGAUUCUUCACGACCAGACCUGGUUUACAGUACAUUAGGUGUGCUUAUCAAUUUGAUGACAGACAUCGAGCAAAGACCAAUGCUACGAACUCUUGAAGGUUUACCAAGACUCUUGGAAAUUCUGAGAGAUUUUGCUGGACAUGAUUGGCAGUUAGCUGGAUUAUCAUGUAAAGCAUUAUGGAAUUAUACAGAGUUAGUUGGUGAAUCGUUCAGAGAACUUUUCGAUCCAGAGAUAAUGAAUGAACUGUUCAGUCUGCUAACUGAAUUCACCGAUACAAAUAUUGUCACGCGAAUACACAAUGCAUUGUUAUCAGAUAGUUUAAUUACUGAAUCUGACUGUUUGACACUUUGGGAAGCAGCAUGGUCCACUGAAUUUCUCCCUGUUGCCAAAGAUCUUCUUCAUCGUUUAUCAAAUGCUUGA